Pangasianodon hypophthalmus (striped catfish) is the source of this 7071-nucleotide messenger RNA. It is a transcript of the gene trim66, whose product is annotated as tripartite motif containing 66. The record is from RefSeq and is a predicted model, not a curated record. The transcript is spliced from 16 exons. NCBI's taxonomy places the organism in Eukaryota, Metazoa, Chordata, Actinopteri, Siluriformes, Pangasiidae. Gene Ontology annotation, molecular function: zinc ion binding; protein binding. Bases 849 to 3812 code for a protein of 987 amino acids.
ACUGAGAUCACGUCACACUUCAUUAUGACACUUCUGUUGGUGACUGGCUGAAUUUAGGGGUGAAUUAGGGGGUUUUUAUUGGUAAAUAAUUGUGCAAAUUAUAUCGAUAUACAGCACUGUGCAAAAGUCUUGGCACCCUAUUUUUUUUACUACAAACUUUGUUAUAGAUGUUUAUUUUCUGACUUCUACAUUACUGAUUCAGAACAAAAACAUUUUAGAUUCCAAACAUUAGUUUUCCAGCACAAAAUGAAAUGUUCCAGAAAAAUGUUUGUAUGUCAGUAAAGAAAGCAGCAGAUUCCAUAAGAGACACUUUUCAGAUAAAAACGUAAUGAAGGCUGCUGGGUUUCGCUGCAGAAAUAAGAAGCGAGUCGACAGUCAAAGUCUCCAGAAGAACUGUGGCUGCUUCUGCAAGAUGCUCAGUAACACUUCCAGCUCAUUUCCUUAUAAAACUGCGUAGAUUCAUGACAUAGAAUUCCAGUUAAAUCCAUUUUAGUUCCAGACUGUAACACUACAACAUGUGGAAGAGUUCAAGGGGUGUGAAUACUUAUACACCACAGUGUUGGGUCAGUGUCAGAGGUCAGAUGACUGUCACAGCUCUGUGAUUUCAUUUCGUUUCCGAACACGAUGUAUAAUCUGUUUUCUGUAAAAGUUUAUGAUUAAUGAUCUGCAGUGAUGUGCUGUAGACUCGUGGUUUAUUUUUAUUUUUUUAUCUGACCCACUUUCUGAAAGCGAUACUGGCUCAGCAGAAAGGCAGCGCGUUGGCCGAGCGAGUCGGAGCCCGAUUCCAAUCUAUAGCACUCAGAAUCCACAAUGGAGAGGGUUCGGCUUGUUGUGGCCGUGCGGUUGUCAUGUGUCCACUCCAUAAACAGGAGCUUCUGGAGCUCUUCUGUGAGACGUGUGACCUUCUGGCCUGCAGCAUCUGCCACCUGUCUGCACACAAGGACCAUCGGCUGGUCCAUGUUGGCAAGGCUUUACAGGAUCAGCGGUGGCUCCUGGAGAACCUGAUGGCUCGGGUGGAGGAGAAGAGAUCAGCUGUGGAGAACACUGCCAAGCAGAUUCAGGGCAGGCUUCACAGCGUAAAGAUCACACAAAGGAAGGCUGAGAACCAGAUUAAAAUGGCCAAGAUGAUCAUGAUGAAUGAGCUGAACAAACGGGCCAACCUAUUAAUAGAGCAACUGGAGAGUAUCUCCAGCGGUUUUAAGCAGCAUCUGGAGGACCAGCUGCAGGGGGCGAUAGAGCUCUGUAGCCAGCUGGAGCACGUGCAGAACUUCAUCACCUGGGCGGUGGCACAUCACAGGAGGAACCCGCUGCUGUUCAGCAAAGAACUGAUCGCUCUUCAGAUGCAGCAGCUCCUGGAGCCGCUGAUACACUCCGAAACCUGGGCACCUCUCAAAAUAAAGUUCAACUGGGACGCCAGCUUCUGGACCAAACAGAUCUCCACUCUGGGUCAGCUCAGCGUCGAGGGAGGCAGUCGCUCGUACUCGGAGGGUGUGGGUCGGCCCGGUAUCCUGAGACCUCAGCCUGUUCCUUGUGUGUCCGUGCCGUCUCUGUGUUAUCCGCUCCGAGAGGCAGACUGCAGCUAUCAGUCCUUCUGCCAGCACCAGCUCUGCUGCCUGCACUGCAGACCGGCUCCGUCUGUCCCGCUGGAGAAGUACCCACUUCCACUGGACAAGUAUUCGGUACCGCACGCUCAGGAACCCAGCUGCAGUUCUCCUCCGAGCCUGCAGAGGCGCUGGAAUUCUGAUGCUACGGCCCAAGUGCAUCCAUCCCAGAAUUCCACGCUGCCUCAAUCACUGCAGCGGAGCCCAGAUCCAGACCCGGUGAAACACGCUGCUGCGAGUGAUUUUCAGCCCCAGAGCAGCCGGGGACGUCCCACAGAUCAGGAGAUCUUCCCAGAAAAGCAGCUUGAAGGUCCAGCAGGUGUGGAGUGCAGUGAGGAUCGUCUCUCAGCGCAGGCAGAUGAAGACGUGAGAACCCCCGGACCCUCAGACAUGCUGGUACAGGACGGAGGAUGCGGCGCUAACGCCGAGAGCCCAGAGAGCAGAACCGCAGUGUGCAGCAUCUCAGCAGAACCGGGAUCAUCAGGCAGCGCUUCAUACGAAUCCCGUUCUCUCGGGGUUAAUCAGAGCGCAGGAACGGCGGCCGGGGAGCAGGACCACACGGCACAGCGGCCGGAAUACACGAGUCCUACUGAACGAAUUUCAGACGAUGUGAUGAUCCGGUUUCAUCCAGACAGCCGUGAUGGUUCUUCUCAGACAGUCUACAAGACUGAGCCAGAUAAUGCCUAUGCAUAUUCUUAUGGAAAUACCAGCUGUAUGUCUCCAAAUAAAUACAGCAUACCAAGACAAGUUCAGGACACCAGCAGAAAAGCUCCUGAGGGUUCUAAGGUCCCGGUUGUGUGUCUGGAACGGCUGAAGAUCCUGGUGUCCAGAUGUCCACCACAGGGACACCACAGCACAGCUCCUCCAGCUGACUCCAGACUGAAGUGUGAAGGGGUCGCGUCCCAGGAGCUGGACAGAGAACUUAGUGCCGAGGAGGAAUCCGUUGAAGAACCAGGACAGAGAUUGGAGGUGUGUCAGGUGCCAAGUGAGCCACUGUUAGCAGAACAUCUUCCAUGCAGCGCACCACCUGUGGAUUCAGAGUCAUCAUUACAGGAGCUACGCAACCAAAGCAAGGAAUUUUCAGCACCCAGUACUGCACCAGCCCAAUCCAGCGAUCCGGAACUUUCCAAACCACCUGAAUCUGAACCUGCCUCUGACCCCAAUCCGGCUGAACCCAGAUCAGUGCCAGCGUCUGACUCGCAGCUCGAAUCCACGGCGGAAGCUGACUCCGGCUCAGACGCAGAACUGGAAUCUGAACUUCAAGUAGAAUCAGUUCCUAGCUCUACAUCUGAACCACAAAUCGAAUCAGACGCAGAAUCAGACCUGGAAUCUGAGCAGGUUCUGGAGCUCUCCGGAGAGUCCACGCAGGAGCUGGAAUCGGAUCCAGACUCCACCGCUGAAGUGACUCUGAACCUGGAGCAGGAGUGUGAAUGGGAGGCGGAGCAAGUCGGUGCGGACGCAAGCGUGCAGGAGGAGGUGGGCGUGGUCGAGCGUGAGUGUGUGGAGAUGGAAAACGAGGACUUCUGCGCCGUCUGCUCCAUCGGAGGCGAGCUGCUGUGCUGCGAUCGCUGCCCCAAGGUCUUCCACCUGACCUGCCACGUGCCCUCUCUCCUCAGCUUUCCCACGGGCGACUGGGUGUGCACUCUGUGCAGAGACGUGCAGCGGCCGGAGGUGGAGUACGACUGCGAGGAGUCCCGGCUGCCCCCACACACCCCGCCAUCUGCACUGUCACCAUGUGACCUGAGGAAAUGUGAGAAGCUCACGCUGCUCAUCUACAGCAACAUCCUGAGCGCUCCGUUCCACGAACCCGUCAGCCCACUGGCUCGUCAUUAUUAUCAGAUCAUCAAGAGGCCCAUGGACUUGUCUGUUAUCCGGAGCAGACUGAAGAGAAGCAGCUCGGCUCACUACAGCUCCGCCGGAGAGUUCGUGUCUGACGUCCUGCUGAUGUUUAAAAACUGUGCCAAGUUUAACUACCCGGAUUCAGAAGUGGCUCAGGCCGGCCACAGUCUCCAGAACUUCUUCUUGUCCAAGCUCAGCGAGGUUUUUCCUGAGCUCAGCUGUCCUGCUCCUGACGACGACUCGGACAGCGAUGAUUACGAAGAGCCCGAGUGUGCGGCCGCCGUCGCCUUCCCCUGGCCUGAGAGGAGAGAGCAUAGCCACAGGAAGAGGAAGAGGAGGCGCUCGCUCAGCUGGAGGAGACAUCACUAUUAACCUCCUGUUCCAUGAUGGAUUUUAAACUGUACAAGUUACACAGCUUCCAUCUGAGAGAUAAACCCGAUUAAAACUUUUUUUUAAAGUUCCCAUCUUCCUCCUCCCUUAAAUUUUUUGUAAUCCAGUGUGUCAUGCUGUUCCAUAUUUACCAUAUUUACACAGCUGGAGGUUAUUAAACCCGAUUGUUUUGCUGCGAUGUUCUGCACUGAGAUGGACUUCAUGUCAGAACUUCUCUUCGGAAGGUUUUUGAUAUCUCACAGGUUGCUGGCGACUGCUGCUUAGUGGAUGUAGAUGAGCAAUGUCGAUUGGUCAUAUACAGUAAUAUACAGUAUAUUUAUUAUAGAGAAUGUGAUAUUGUAUGUUUUUAUAUGCUUUAUACACCCCGUAUAUGACAAGCUUUUACUUUUUCCUACUGUAGAAACCCACUAGACCUGUAGAGGGAGCGGUUUAUAUAGCCUUAAGCCCGACAGCCGUUCACAUUGGACAGACGAUGUUGAAUUAAUUUUCCUCUGGCUAUUUAUCAAUCAAAAUAUUCCUCCUAUUCUGGAGAGGAACGUGGAUUCUGAUUGGACGUUGCUAGGUAACUCGUUUUAAAUAUGUCUCGCUUAAAUGUUCAUUUAGUAAUGAUUCUAAAAUAUUCAAGAAAUGAAUUAUUUCUCAGGUAGAAGUGAAGGAGGAGUGCAGUUUAUUCCUCCGUAUAACUCAUGUACAGGGUAGAUCAGAAAUGAAAAGGUCUUCAUAAUAAUAAUAAUAAUAAUAAUAAUAAUGAUAAUAAUAAUAAUUUGUAAUAGUGUAGAAUUUGUUCAUUUCUUUUAUUCUCUUUUACUAAUGUAAUUAUCUGGAUUAUUUGAGCUAUAUAUAGACUUCAGUUUGCACUUCAGCUCAUUUUGCUUCCUUCAUAUAAAACCCUCUUUAAAUCGUUUGCAGCCUUAUUUAAAACUGACGUCAUCAGUAUCUACAUUUCUUUUCCAGCGGAGUACUUUUUAUUAUUAUUAUUAUUCUUUUUUAAAAAAAUCUUCUGUAUGAUCUGUACAGAUUGUAUAAAUAGUCCACGGUGAAUCAUGGUUAUUAACUGCUACUGCCAAAUUAUUUUCAGAUGUGACAACGACUUUUUUGGUUUAAUUUGUUUUUUUUUUUUUUAGCACAAACUGACUGGAAAUAUUCUCACGCUGACAAAUGAUAUAAAUCAGAUCACUCGCUACUCUUGACUACUUUGCUGCUUUGUCAAUGUGCCAUAAACACUAUUCAUAAGCACUGAAGAUUCCAGUUACUCACAGAAACUGCAUGUUCACACAGUGAUGAGCUAAAGACAGCAUCCUGGCGUUUUACUGACGAGUUUGGAAGUCAUGAUGAUAAGCCUAAACUAUAACGAGCAGCUGCACUGACUUGCCUUUAUAAGAAUUAAACGUCCUGAAACUUGCUUUAACACUGACCUCUUACCUCGUUUUUCCCAUUAAGCAGCUCCAGAUGUUUUCUUCAAUUAAAAUAAUCUUCUAACAUUUUAAUCCAAUUAUAGUUUUCUUGCACGGAAGUGAUCAUGUCAAUUUUUAAAGCAUUAAAAGACACAAGAAAGGAGAGAAAAAAAAAUGAGAACACAAAGUUUACCUUUAAAACGAGCAUCUCAUUGAACUCACUCUAUUUCUGUCUCUCUCUCUCUCUCUCUCUCUCUCUCUCUUUAUAUUAUCUCUCUCUAUUCUCUCUCUCUCUCUAUAUAUAUAUAUAAUUAUCUCUCUCUUUUCUCUCUCACUCUAUUUCUGUCUCUCUCUCUCUCCUUCUCUCUCUCUCUCUCUAUAUAUAUAUUAUCUCUCUCUUUUCUCUCUCACGCUCUAUUUCUGUCUCUCUCUCUCUCUCUCUCUCCUCUCUCUCUCUCUCUCUCUCUCUAUUUCUCUCUCUAUAUAUAUAUAUUUCUCUUUCUUGGAACUGUUUAUUGAUCAUAAAAAGGAAUAAUUUAAUAAUUAAUCUUAAUAAUAAGUCUUUUACAGUAAAAAAAAAAAACCAACAAAAAAACAGAUUUUUGUGGCCAAUCAGGAAUUUUUUUCACACUAAUUAUUUCUUUUCUUCCAUUACACUGAAUCAUACACCAUCAAAUUUCAGAAAUGUGUUUUAACUGCUGAGUUUGAGAUCCUGAAAUAAAGAAAAGGAAACAUCAUAUGUGAUGUAAACGAAUAACUGCCUCUUAGAAUUACAGCCCAGUGAAAACGCACUAAAAUGAAAUACUCGGUUGCUAAGCACUCGUCAUAUAUAAUGAUGAAUUAUAUAUUCUUGUCCUGAAGGUUUGUGCUGUAAUUUUACCUCACACAGUGAAUGACGUGGAAGUCUUUCAGGCGAUGUUGUGAGUGAGCUGCUUUAACAGACUAAUAAAUCUGGAUCCAUUCUUCAGUUUGGCUUUAAACCAGAAUGAGAGAAGCAUCCAGGGGAUUAGUUUAUUACUGCUGGAAAGCAUAUUAUGACUAUCUUUCCCAGAUACAGUAAAUCAAUUUGUCCUUUUCAACUAACUUUUAUUUGAAAACAAAAGCACAAAAACACCCUCAUCCUACACGUUUCAUUUCAGAUUACCGCAAAACCAAAACAGAGCGAGAAGCUUCUUUCAUGUGAACUUUCUCAUCACUGAACUUCCUCACCACAAUUACAAGAAGAAGAUUUAGAAGUUAAAAAAAAUGCAACAUUUUUGAAAAGUCUGAAUAAUGUCUUCCUUAUUCCACAGCUCUGUUAAAGUCAGGUGUUGAUUAGUUUUCUAUAACAGCAGCUCUGACAGUAGUGCAGCUACAAAUCACAGGUUUAUUUAUAAUCAAUGCGCUCGUUCUAAUAUGUUAUCGUUUCUAUAGUAACAGCUCAUUCACAGGGAUACAGCAGGUGUACAGCGACGCUACACUGAUAAUAAACAGAUUUAAAAAAAUCUUAGAUGUGGUGAAGUUUCCUAUUAAAUGCAAUAUUUAUGGAAGGAGUCUCCAGUGUCAGCGCUUUGUAACAGUCAGAGGUAAAGCUGUAACUUUAAGUUUUCCGACAUCUUCAGGACAGAGGAGUUUACGCUUCUUCUUUGCGGUUUCUCAGUAACAUGCGUAACAAGCUGCGAUUUUAUUUUUUGUCGAACAACUGUUUAUAGCUGCUAUAAUGUAAGCGACAACAGGAACUAACUUAAUGAAUUAAAACAUAAAGGACGCUUACAACAUAUCAUUCUUUAAGAAAAAAUUGUCAUUGUUGGUAAAUUGCUGUGGUGUAAGAGGAAUAAAAGACUUCAGGACGUGCUGUUUUACUAUAA